AUGAAAGUGUGUUUUGUUUCAGUACCAUUAUUGCGCAGUGCAAAUCUGAAUGCCAAUGCAAAAUGGAUACAUGAUGGUGUUACUGUAGCUGGAGGAAAUGGAGCAGGUAGCGAACUCAAUCAACUCCACAAUCCAUGGGAUUUGUACGUUGAUGGUGAACAAACUAUCUACAUUGCUGAGUUCAAAAAUCACCGUAUUGUUGAAUGGAAAUGUGGUGCGACGACUGGUCGAGUUGUAGCUGGUGGAAAUGGAGAAGGAAACCAUUCUGAUCAGUUAUGCGGUCCGACGAGUAUGAUCAUCGAUAAACAAGGAGACAGUCUUAUCAUUUGUGAUUAUCGUAACAAAAGAGUAGUUCGAUGGCUUCGUCAAAAUGGUACAAAUGGAGAAACAAUUAUCUCAAAUAUUGGAUGUUUGGGCUUGACUAUGGACGAUGAUGGCUUUCUCUAUAUUGCUGAUUAUGAGAAAGAUGAAGUUAGACGAUAUCGGAUUGGAGACAAUCAAGGAACAGUCGUUGCAGGUGGAAAGGGACAAGGAAAUGGUCUGAAUCAGUUGUCUAAUCCAAGAUACGUAGCCGUCGAUCGAGAUCAUUCAGUGUACGUAUCAGAUUAUAACAAUCAUCGUGUGAUGAAGUGGAUGAAAGGUGCGAAACAAGGCAUUGUUGUGGCUGGCGGUCAAGGUGAAGGAAAUAGUCUUACACAAUUAUCGAAUCCUUGUGGAAUAGUCGUUGAUCAAUCAGCCACUAUCUAUGUGGCUGACAAUGGGAAUAGUAGAAUAAUGCGUUGGUCUCAAGGAGCCACACAAGGAAGUAUCAUCAUUGGUGGAAAUGGUUCAGGAAGUCAAUCGAAUCAACUCUCUUGUCCCAUCGGUUUGUCAUUUGAUCGAGAUGGUAAUCUUUACGUGAGUGAUCAAAAAAAUCAUCGAGUACAAAAAUUCCACGUUGAUCGAAGCUAA
This is a messenger RNA of Rotaria sp. Silwood2, 951 nucleotides long. Lineage: Eukaryota; Metazoa; Rotifera; Eurotatoria; Philodinida; Philodinidae. The record is from the annotation of a GenBank genome assembly.